AUCGAGGGAUUAAAUAGCUUGCUAUCGGGCUAAAGUGUCAUAAAUCGCUCGAGAGAAGCAAGGCCUGUCGCUUUGGACAUUUCUCCGCAGGCUUCCUACCUGUGAAAAUUUUCCAAUUGGACGUUCGGAAAUGGAAGCAGUGAAAAACUAUUGGACUAUUGACUUAAUUAUUUGACGAAAACCUUCCGAUGAAGAUUGGUGUCGACUAUGUGUGGGGUCUGAUAGCUUUCCUGCUUUGUCGUAAAUAUUUGCACGAGUGUUAUACACGGCAAAGCAUCGAUCUUACGGCAUAGGGAAUACUAACGCGAAACCAACCGAACUUGUACCGAUCACCUGUGUUCGAUCUGCUUAACGGAACUCUUAAUACACCUGUGCAUUACCUGAGAGUUUGCCUGUGAAAUCCCUUGCAGAAGAAGUGGGAUUUAUUUGUUUAUGCAGAUAUCUCAGCCAGAGAUAUUUUAUACUGUUUGUUUUGCCGUGGGCUAUCUGGGAUAUUUCUUGUGCGUGAGAUACAGCGGUUAUCACACAUGAUGAAUGUUCGUGCCAUUGUGCUUGUUGUCUUCCUGUGUGGAUGUGGAGUGGUAUCGGCUAGGCGGAAGAGAGAAAGAACAAUUCUACGUUUUGCCGAUUGUGGGAAAGAAAACAACCGCCCGAUCCACUUCUAUGACGUCAAAGCCAGUCCCAUGCCAGUCAUUAUCCCCGGUACUCUCUACGUCAGCUUCACUGGCAACGUCACGGAGGACCUUCCUCGACGGGUCUCCGUCGAGCUCAGCAUCAUGAAGUAUUUCUUUGGGAUCCCCUUUAUGAUCCCAUGUUUCGAUAACCACAUCGGGUCCUGCACAUAUGAUAAUAUAUGCCACCGCCUGGAGAAGUAUGAGCACUCUGGGUGUCCGAAGACGUUACGGUCGUACAACGUCCAGUGCCACUGCCCCUUCCAGGCCGGGGACUUCACAGUGUCCAGGGUGCCGGUCAAUGUUCCAAAAAUAAACGGCUUUGCUGGAGCUCUAAUUAAUGGUGACUAUGAGCUUGUACUGAGCAUCUUGGAUGAAAACAGGUCGCAACUUGGAUGUCUGGAGUUGAAGUUUUCCAUGAAAAAGCGGCAUCGGGGGUGGCUGUUUAAGAUCUGAAAACCACCUACAAACUGUGGCUCACUUUGUCUACAUAUAGGCCAACAGGCCCGACAAGGAACGAAACAAUCGUCUGCGCAUGCUUGGAGGGGCCGAGUGAGCGGAAGUUACUCCGCAGUGAAUAAUUUCGUCCAAUCGCAGAUCCGUUCACAGUUCCAUUUCCUGCGGAACACGUGUGCUAUGGCCCAAUGGAUGUAAAUAUCAACUUCCUCUCAGGACGUGUUAGUGUUACAAGUGCUGCGUGAUGGACCGAUAACACGACCCGUGGUGAGGAAACGGUUGCAUAUGUUUCUGUUGUGUGAGUGGACAGUCUGCGUAAAACGCGUGCCUUAUGUGUUACAUUAACGCCGCCGAUAAACCCGUCUUCAGAACUAUGUUGUUUGUGAUGCCCAUAGUCGACUCGGUUGUAUAUUUGAAAUGUUGUAAUAUAAUGUGUAUUUUAAACCGUAUGUGUUACCCGUACUGCCAAAACUAACCCCACAAGAGUGAUUUUCUCCCAGCAACAAAAUAAUCCAUUGUCCCAUAUGUUUUCCGGACCUGGUGAAAUGUGUUCCGUGCAUACACCAAACGACUGAGACGCCUGUCUGCACACAAAACAUUGAGCCAUUUCCCCUUGCGUGUGAGACGCUGCCUUGAAAAGCAAUCUUAGACAUUUUUCGGUCGCUUCAUACACUUAUUAAAUAAUGUACAUUAUGGUGGCAUUCGUCACCACUCGCCCCUUUCCGUCACCUUCAAGAAGACGCUAUUCGGCUUGGCCCGGAAUAGCACGAGUUUGCCACGAAUGGGAUUGGUGGGCCUUGAGUUAGACAUAAUUUUAGACAUCUGUUCCAGAUAUCUUGAAAUCCAGGAACAACUCUUAUGUGAAACUUUAAAUGUUAAAAGUUAUUAACGACCUAAUGAUUUACAUAUGUUAAUAUCACGAAUGUAUUGAUGUUUAUUCACAAUAUUGGUCAGAACUAGUAGUUAGGUCAUUGAAAUACGACAUGUGAUGACUCGUUUUAAGUGAAUUCAUAACCCAAAAGUGCCAUAAGUCUAAUUGUGUUUCAUCAGUAUAGGGCAUAAUCUCCCCCACAGAAUGUAAGUGUUUAUGUUAAGUGUUUAACAUACUUGUCAUAAAUAACUUACCGUACACUCAAGUGAAAGUUUGCACUAGUGAUGGUUGAGCAAGUUCCCGAGAGUUACAUAAUUGGUGUUUGGACAAUGAUAAAUUGAUAUUGAAUGAACUCGGCAAUUACAUUCGAGAAAAUAACUUACACAUGCAUGAAAAACAAAGAGAACUGAGGAAUAUCUUCACACUUAAAGUAGAGUAGAAAAAGCCAUACACAUUUAAAAGACAGUCUCCCAGUUUGCAUCGUAGUGAUAAGAAACUGCGACAUUUUCAGUGGAAUCAAAUCCAGGGCAUCAAACAACACAGUUCGAAUAAAUAAAUGCCAGUUUCUAUUCGUUAUGAUUAUCUCACAUUUUGUGGACAGUGGCUUUCUUUUUGUGGACACUUCUAUAGUGUCUACAUAUAUAUUAGUUUGCUAGCUCUGGCGGUUCUUCUUUGUGGGCCUGUAAUUUAUUAUAAUUACAGAUGCGCAGUGCGGAACCCCGUUUGAGUAAGCUUUCGUAGCGCUACGACUGUCGUAAGUCUACG
Molecule: messenger RNA, 2763 nt
Organism: Haliotis rubra (blacklip abalone)
Lineage: Eukaryota; Metazoa; Mollusca; Gastropoda; Lepetellida; Haliotidae
Product: ganglioside GM2 activator-like
Exons: 4
Coding region: 528-1127 (199 amino acids)
Biological process (GO): lipid transport; ganglioside catabolic process
Cellular component (GO): cytoplasmic side of plasma membrane
Molecular function (GO): lipid carrier activity; enzyme activator activity
Source: RefSeq, a predicted model, not a curated record